This is a messenger RNA of Perkinsus marinus ATCC 50983, 1743 nucleotides long. Its product is annotated as Inner membrane transporter, putative. Gene Ontology annotation, biological process: transmembrane transport; oligopeptide transport. Gene Ontology annotation, cellular component: membrane. NCBI's taxonomy places the organism in Eukaryota, Perkinsozoa, Perkinsida, Perkinsidae. Gene Ontology annotation, molecular function: transmembrane transporter activity. The record is from RefSeq and is a predicted model, not a curated record. The transcript has a single exon. Bases 28 to 1578 code for a protein of 516 amino acids.
CCACCUUAUUUUUUCCUCACCUUUUAUAUGUCGAAAGCAAGCAAUACUGUCCGAGGUGUAUUCGAGCCUCCACCGAAACCGUAUUCCUGGACUGACCGCUCAGGCAAUGUCUACCACUACUUCGAACGGCCUCUCCUAAAUGCUUGUGGAUUCAUUCUACUACAAGAGUUCUGCGAACGCCUUGCUUUUUACGGUAUCAUACCAAAUCUUCAACUCUUCCUCAAGGAGUACCUAGGCUACACUGAUAGCGCCGCUGACUCCUACGUCUCGAUCUUCAACGCCGUGCUGUACAUAACCCCACUUUUCGCCGGUAUCAUCGCUGACACACUGCUAGGUGUAUACCUCACCAUUGUCACCUUCUCUUCCCUAUACAUGAUCGGGCUGGUUCUGCUAACUUUAUCGGCUAUCAAGUCGAUCAGUCAAGCCUGGAUGGUCCAUCUCUCUCUGCUAGUGUUGAUAACAGUGGGAGCCGGUGGCAUCAAGGCUUGUGUUAACGUCAUGGGGGCACAGCAGAUGCAUCCUGAACACCACAAGGCUGAUAUCACUCGCUUUUUCACUUACUUUUAUGCCUCGAUCAACUUGGGUGGUAUUAUAGGUUGCAUUGCAGCGCCUAUUAUUGUGCAGGAACUGUCCUUCGCGGCGAGUUUUGUAUUCCCACUCAUCUUUUUCGUCAUUGCCACAACGAUCUUCGUGGUCGGCGACUUCCUCCAUCGUUAUGUUAAAGCCAAGCCUCAAGGCUCAGCCGUCCUGCAAGUUGGUAAAGUGGCGAUUUACUCUGUGUUUAAAUGCUCAUUAGAGAAAAACAAAAAGAGUAAAGGCGGCAGAUUCGAAGAUGAGUUCAUUGAAGACGCCCGUGUAUUUUUCCGACUCAUACCACUCUUCGUUCUCAUCGUCCCCUUCGUUAUGGCCUAUAACAACAUGACCACAACUUUCCUCACACAAGGCCUUAAGAUGGAUCGCAACACCUUCGGGUGGAACAUGCCGGCUGCCCUAAUGCAGAACGUCGAUCCUAUAGCGGUCAUUGCGACUUCAGUCAUCGUAGAUAGUGUGGUUUUCCCUUUCCUUAGAAAGCGUAAUAUAAUGCCAUCAGCAUUAGUUCGCUUUUGCAUUGGUUCUCUCUUUGCCGCUUUAGCGUUGGUCUGUGCGCUAAUUGUGGAGUAUGUGGUCAUGUCGCAUUCACCGUUUACGAUAUCUAUUUGGUGGCAGAUACCACAGUUCGCUUUCAUCGCCUCUGGUGAAGUCUUCCUCAUUUCGACUUCUUACGAAGUCGCCUAUACUCACGCACCAAGCCAACUGAAAGCAGUAGCAUCAGCUGUUAACCUGUGCUUCAACGCCAUCGGCUCGGUCUUGUCCGCGGUCCUGUUCAAAGUUGCCGGUGCCUGGUUACGGGAUUUCGAUCCUAAAAAUGCGGAGCGGUCUAUCAAGGAGUCUCACUAUGACUAUUACUACUACGUUCUCAUCAGCUUGGCAUUUGUCGGCGCUAUUGGUGCUCUGGCGAUGCUUCCUUAUUAUCAUCGAAUAAGAAAUGAGCAAUUAGAACGGGAAAAGACCGAGGAUGACUCUACCACUGGAGUUUAGUGAUUUUCCAUUGACAGGUUUUUCAACUGUCAAUACGUUAUUCUCCGCUAGCUCAGCGUUGUAAUUUACAUUUCCUGCGGCGCGUAUGAUUUAAGCACUCACAUGAGUACUUCGGAUUGAACCAUAGUUAAAUAAUGUUUGAAUCCAAGUCGGCUUAUAUGCUGG